AUUUCCCGAAACGAUCUCACCAUGGCUUCUAAUCUACUCAAACUCUCAGUUCUUAUUGGACUCCUAUCCAUGAGUUUCGGAAUCGUUCCUCCUUCGUGUAGCCGUAUCGAGUGUCCAAGCUUUGAUGUAAUUCAUGUCGGUAAUGGUUUUGAAAUCCGCCGUUAUAAUUCGACGAUGUGGACAUCAACUUCUCCGAUUCAAGAUAUUUCCUUCGUUGAAGCGACGAGAUCAGGCUUUCUACAGCUAUUUGAUUACAUUCAAGGGAAGAACACUUACAAAGAGAAGAUAGAGAUGACUGCUCCUGUGAUCACCCAAGUCUCCCCCAGUGAUGGACCCUUCUGUGCAUCAUCAUUCACGGUUAGCUUUUAUCUCCCUAUAGAGAAUCAAGCUGACCCACCUCCAGCACAAGGACUUCAUGUACAAAAAUGGGGUUCUGUGUAUGCAGCAGUAAGACAAUUCAGUGGAUUUGUGUCUGAUGAUGAACUUGGAGAAGAAGCAGCAGCCUUGCAUGAGAGUCUGGCUGGUUCUAACUGGUCAGCUGCCGUCGAUAAAGGCCGGGCUGCUGAUCCGACAUCGGUUUACACUGUUGCACAGUAUAACUCACCAUUUGAAUAUGAGAAGAGGGUGAAUGAGAUAUGGAUGAUGUUUGAUAUAAAUGAUGCUUGAUUUAAAAGAUAGAUUUUGAC
Telopea speciosissima is the source of this 686-nucleotide messenger RNA. RefSeq names its product heme-binding protein 2. The coding region runs from base 22 to 666 and encodes 214 amino acids. The record is from RefSeq and is a predicted model, not a curated record. NCBI's taxonomy places the organism in Eukaryota, Viridiplantae, Streptophyta, Magnoliopsida, Proteales, Proteaceae. The transcript has 2 exons.